UUUGUUCUUUGCGCAUCUCGUUAGAGUUACGACAGUAUAGCGACCAUGUCGAAGGUCUUUGAGACUGGGAAGGUCCUGGUGGCCGACCCUUACGAAGUCAACGACGGCAUUGAUGAGAAUAGUGAGGUUGUUGAGAAGAAGGGGACGAAGUUUGACCAACGCGAUAUGUAUCGUAUGGGAAAGGUCCAGGAACUGCGAAGAAACUUUCGCUUUGUGACCAUAUUUGGGUUUACUAUGGUGUUGAUGGCAACCUGGGAAGCCCAGCUAAGCGCGAAUACGUUCGGUCUCAUCAAUGGCGGAACAGCAGGUCUGAUAUGGGUGUACAUUGGAACAUUCUUUGGCUUCUUCGCUGCGAUCAUCUCUAUGGCUGAGAUGGCAUCCAUGGCACCAACCACAGGAGGUCAAUAUCAUUGGGUCUCCGAAUUUGCGCCAAAGUCAAGCCAGAAGUUCCUCUCCUACAUUGUCGGCUGGCUUUGUGUUCUUGGAUGGCAGGUGGGCAAUACCGCGAUCGCCUUCCUGAGCUCGCAACAAAUCCAAGGAUUGAUAAUCCUCAACAACGUGGACUACAUCCCACAGCGGUGGCACCUUUCUCUUAUAGUGAUUGGCGUCAUGACUUUUUGCCAGCUUUUCAACACUUUCCUGGCCAGGAAGCUGCCUUUGGUUGAGGGCAUUAUUCUGAUCUUGCAUAUCUGCGGCUUCUUUGCGAUUCUCAUACCCCUCUGGGUUCUGGCGAAGCCUGCCAAUGCGAAAGAGGUGUUUACAACAUUUACUGAUGGCGGUGGCUGGGGAUCCAUUGGCCUAUCUUGCCUAGUCGGCAUGCUCUCUCCAAUUUUCUCCUUCAUCGGCCCAGAUUCGGCUACGCAUAUGGCGGAAGAGCUUCGCGAUGCCAGUAAGACACUCCCACGAGCCAUGAUUGCUACGGCAAUUAUCAAUGGUGCUCUAGGAUUCAUCAUGCUGGUGACAUUCUGCAUGAUGGUUGGAAAUGUGGAGGACAUCCUUGCGACCCCGACUGGACAGCCCUUCAUCCAGGUGUUCUAUAAUGUCACGGGAAGCAAAGCAGGAGCAAGUGCCAUGACUGCCAUCAUGAUCAUCAUGGCCACUUUUGGAUGCGUCACUAAUGUCGCCACCUCUUCACGGCAGGUGUGGGCUUUUGCACGAGAUCAGGGUCUACCUUUCUCUGCUUGGCUUGCCUAUGUCCGCCCUGGCUGGGACCUGCCCCUGAAUUCCGUCAUGAUCUCCUACUUCAUCGCCGUCCUUCUCUCACUCAUCAACAUCGGCUCAACCGUUGCUUUCAAUAUCGUCACAUCCCUCGGCACUGGUGCCCUGAUCUCUUCCUACAUCGUUUCCAUCUCCUGCGUAACCCUGAAACGUCUUCGCGGCGAGACUCUCCUCCCUUGUCGAUUUUCGCUUGGAAAAUGGGGGCUUCCUUUGAACAUCUUCAGUGUCCUAUUCCUCACACUUGCUUUCAUCAUGACUUUCUUCCCCUCCACACCGAAUCCGGAUCCAGUUACUAUGAAUUGGAAUAUUCUUGUGUUUGGAACGGUUGUAGUGUUUUCGGUAGUUUAUUUCUUGCUUCGAGGACGGCAUCGGUAUGUUGGGCCUGUAGAAUAUAUCAAGAAAGCUUCCUAGAGGUGUGCUCAAAAGGAGUCAGUCUUC
Lindgomyces ingoldianus is the source of this 1656-nucleotide messenger RNA. Its product is annotated as amino acid transporter. Gene Ontology annotation, cellular component: membrane. The record is from RefSeq and is a predicted model, not a curated record. The transcript is spliced from 4 exons. The coding region runs from base 46 to 1629 and encodes 527 amino acids. Lineage: Eukaryota; Fungi; Ascomycota; Dothideomycetes; Pleosporales; Lindgomycetaceae. Gene Ontology annotation, molecular function: transmembrane transporter activity. Gene Ontology annotation, biological process: transmembrane transport.